GUUAAAAUCGUGUUAAUUUGCAAUUUUUUAGUGAUUUUUCAGUUGAGUAGUGUGUAAAAACUGAUAAAAUGAAGUGCCGUGUAUUAAAUUGCGACAGCCGUCAAGGUAGUGCCUCUAAAUGCAGCUUUUUUUCCUUUCCUCGCAACGAUGCCGUGGCGAGAAAGUGGGUGGAAUUCUGCGGACAAGUAAAGCCAUUCAAUUUGGAUACCAGCUUCAUAUGCAUGAAGCACUUUACCGACGAUGAUUAUCAAAAUGUUAUGCAGUACAAAGCGGGAUUGGCUAAACGCCCGUUACUCAGGCGCGAUGCGGUGCCAUCCAUUUCUGUGUGUGCUAUACCUGUAGCAGAGUCUCAACCGCAUGAUGACCACAAUAUGGAGGUGCUUGAGCUAGGUAGUUGCGAAGUGGUUGAAAGCAAUACAGAAUAUCGACCCAAGGACGGUACUCUUGAUGCUUCGACAUCACCAAUUCGUAACUGGGUUUACUAUGACGGCGAUCUUCAAGAAGUGGAAAUGUUAAAAGCGGAAGUAGCGACAUUGAAGCGCGAAAAUGCAAUCCUCAAAAAGCAAACCGCUAAGCAGAGUACCGAGAUCGCUACAUUAAAGCGGGAGUCUGACCUUCAGCUGAAGAAGCACGCGUGGGCAGUAGAGCUGUUGAAAAAGAGUUUGGAUGCAAUGGCUGCCGAAAUGGGAAAUAUAGAAGAUAAACUGGCUUCUAUAUUCACCAAAGGUCAGAUAGACAAACUGAAGACUGGGUCGAAGCGACGAAAUUNGACCUUCAGCUGA
Molecule: messenger RNA, 782 nt
Organism: Rhagoletis zephyria (snowberry fruit fly)
Lineage: Eukaryota; Metazoa; Arthropoda; Insecta; Diptera; Tephritidae
Product: 52 kDa repressor of the inhibitor of the protein kinase-like
Source: RefSeq, a predicted model, not a curated record